CUUUGACUCUUUACCACUUAACCGACCACUCGAUCCGCCUAUAUAAGUCAACUUCCUGCGGCUCCGACGAGUGCAGGGACAGGAACAGGGACAGGGAGGGAGAACAUGUGCGGCCAUCGCCGGAGUGCUCACGGAUUCCUUACAGUACCGUUGGCCACCGGCGAGGUCGUCAAGCCGGCGAAUUGGGUAGCUUUGGCAGUCGGAGAGGCCAAGGCGAUUGUGAGCUUGGCAUGGCCUAUGGUCUUCACUGGCCUGCUUCUUUACUCCCGCUCCAUGAUCUCGAUGCUCUUCCUCGGCCGCCUCGGGGACCUCUCGCUCGCCGGCGGUGCGCUCGCCAUUGGGUUUGCUAAUAUCACUGGGUACUCGGUUCUCGCCGGCCUCGCAGCCGGCAUGGAGCCGCUCUGCGGGCAGGCGUUCGGCGCGGGCCAGAUUGGCCUCGUCAGACUCGCCCUUCACCGGACUGUCCUCCUCCUCCUCUGCGCCGCCGCUCCCAUCUCCCUUCUUUGGCUUUAUAUUCGCCCUAUCCUCCUCCUCCUCGGUCAGGACACCGCCCUCGCCGCUGCCGCCGCGACCUACCUCCACGCCUCGCUCCCCGACCUCCUCAUCCACUCUUUCCUCCACCCGCUCCGCGUCUACCUCCGCGCACAGUCCGUGACGCUCCCGCUCACCGUCUGCGCCGGCCUCUCCCUCGCCCUCCACCUUCCAGUUAACUACCUCUUCGUCUCGGUCCUCGGCCUUGGACUCCCCGGCGUUGCCUACGCCUCUGUUUUCACCAAUCUCAAUCUCGUCGCCUUCCUCUGUUUUUACAUUUAUUUCUCCGGCCACCUCCGCGGCCUCCUCUGUUUCUCCGGCGAGUGUUUCCGAGGAUGGAACACGCUCCUCUGCCUCGCCGUUCCCAGCUGCGCAUCCGUGUGCUUGGAGUGGUGGUGGUACGAGAUUAUGAUCAUCCUCUGCGGUCUCCUCGUCGACCGCCGCGCGGCCGUCGCGUCCAUGGGCGUCCUCAUCCAGACCACCUCCCUCCUCUAUGUCUUCCCCUCCUCCCUCAGCUUCGCCGUCUCCACACGCGUCGCCAACGAACUCGGUGCGAACCGGCCCGACCGCGCUCGCCGCGCGGCCAAAGUCGGGCUCAACUGCGGCGCCGCCGUCGGCGUCGCCUCCCUCUGCUUCGCCGUCGCUGUGCGCCGCUCGUGGACCAGGAUGUUCACCUGCGACCCGGACGUACUCGCUCUGACCAGCGCGGCGCUGCCCCUGCUCGGGCUGUGCGAACUCGGGAACUGCCCGCAGACGGCAGGGUGCGGGGUGCUGCGCGGCAGCGCGCGGCCGCGGGCCGGUGCCAACAUCAACCUCGGCGCCUUCUACUGCGUGGGGAUGCCGGCCGCCGUCGGGCUCGCGUUCUUCGCCGGGUUCGGCUUCGUGGGGCUCUGGCUCGGGCUCCUCGCGGCCCAGGCGACGUGUGUCGCCCUGAUGCUCGCCGUCAUCGGCCUCACCGAUUGGGACGCGCAGGCGGAGCGGGCGCAGCAGCUCACCGGCGGCGCAAUCGCCGAAAAAGGCGUCGUCGCUACAAAGGAUUCGGUUGUUGAAAAAGAAGAAACCAUUAAAUUGCUUAUAAAGAUUGAGCAACAUCAAAUUGUAACAUUUUAACCCAAAAAAAACAAAAAUUAUAACACGAAGAUCUACUGAAUUCAAAAACAAUACAAUAAUAUUUUUUUAA
Zingiber officinale is the source of this 1711-nucleotide messenger RNA. RefSeq names its product protein DETOXIFICATION 49-like. The transcript has a single exon. Gene Ontology annotation, cellular component: membrane. NCBI's taxonomy places the organism in Eukaryota, Viridiplantae, Streptophyta, Magnoliopsida, Zingiberales, Zingiberaceae. Bases 106 to 1641 code for a protein of 511 amino acids. The record is from RefSeq and is a predicted model, not a curated record. Gene Ontology annotation, biological process: xenobiotic detoxification by transmembrane export across the plasma membrane. Gene Ontology annotation, molecular function: antiporter activity; xenobiotic transmembrane transporter activity.